GCAUGCGCAGUAAUAAAACAUGUCUAAACAUCGCCUUUAUUUACCGGCCUAUACAUGCUAUAUAAAUAGUAGGAGAUAGCUCUUAAACUGCAAGUAGAAGAAUAUAUCAAUAUUGCUACGAGCUUGAAUUUUUUUUCAGUAACGAUGGCUAUGAGUUCGAAGCAGAAGGGGGCAAUGAAGCGCCUUGCAACUGAUCUAAAGGAGCUCCAAGAACAGCCAGUUGAGAAUGUGUCGGCUGCCCCACUUGACGAGAACAUGUUUGAGUGGCACUGUAACUUCAAACAUGACGAGAUAAUAUACCACCUGAUCUUAUACUUGCCCAAACAGUAUCCCUACGAGUCGCCAAGCGCAGAAUUUGUACCUGCUGGUUUUAGAUACAACAGUGGUGCAACAAUGCCUGGAAAAAAGGGAACUAAAGUCUGCCUCAACAUAUUUGCUGACUUUGCAUAUAUUCACACAGAAUGGAAGGACCAGAAGGGAUUGGGCUGGUCUCCCGGUUACACAGUCCAGACUAUUCUGAUGAACGUUGUUGCUUUCCUAGCCGAAACCCAGUCCGGGGAUAACUCAUGGAUGAAGGACACAGCUAAGCACAAUCUUAAACUGUCCAAAGACUUCAAAUGCGCUGACUGUGGGCACACUUACGGCAAACCAUACCCUCCGCUUGAUACACCAAAACCAAAACUUAAAAAAGGCAGCUCCAAUGUAGGAAAAUCAAAGGGACCUCAGAUCAUAGAUUAUAUGUCAAAGGAGCAUUUCAAAGCUGAAAAACCAAAGUCAAACGAUGAAAUUUAUGGUUAUGGUCUUAUUGUUUCUGGUCCACCUCAUAGGCCUGCUUUGACAACUCCUUGUGAAUUCCUACAACUGGGCUCAUUCAACAGUAUGAAAAAUGCCACUGGAACGGUGCACAGUGUACUGAAGGAAGAACUGAAAUACUUUCUACCACUUUAUAUACACCCAAAACAUGGCGAGAAUAUAAAGGCGCUAUUUGAAAAGGUGUUAAAUGAAGAUAUUGCAGCAUUGUUACCUAAAUGUAAACCGAAUAAAACUGCCAUUGAAGAGAUGGUAAUUAAGACGAUACCUAAUCUGAUGAGUGCAACAGUAGUAGAGUUCAGCAAAGGGACACAACACACCAGCGACAACAGCUUGAAUGGGUAUUUUGCUUUGCACCGUUUGCUGCUUUGGGCGUUAGAGACGUACCCAGAUCUUCAGAAAAUUAUUGACCAAAGACUACAGGUUUUUAUAGCAGAUGAGAGUAAUCGAACUAAGAAAGCUUGUCCUCAUAUCGGAGAAUGGCUCAUGCUUUUAUCGGCCUCGUGGAAAUAUAGAUGGGAGGAUGCAGCUGAUGCUUAUCUGUCAGAAAGUAUGAGGCGUCAAGUGAUGUGGUAUGUGAAAGAUGAUGCUAAGCUUGGAAUGCUUGACACAGAUCAGAAAUACCGGUUGGACAACACACUUAUGAAAACUGCUGUUAGCAGAAAACUUCUUGCGUUUCAGGUUUUAUUCUUGGACAUUGCAAUGCCGAAAGGCAAAAGCCGAAAAGACCUCAUAAAACGUUACGAUGACAAUCUAGGUUUCCCAACCCCAGACAUGGUAAAAAUGAUGAAAGAGUCUGUGGACACCAUAAACAAUAUGAAAACAUUUGCUGAUUGGUACAAGGUUUUGAAAUUAAAACCACCCACAGAGAAAGAGUUGUUCGAUAAGUAUGUAAAAUGUGUAGAGUAUUCCAUCUGGACUGAUGGAUAUAACUGGUCCUUCUGGAAGACAGGCGGAGGUUGGGGCGAGGUACUGCGCCGAUAUAAACCAUACAAGCCUAAAGAAAAGAAAGAGGGUGGCGAAGAGAAAGCUGAAAAGGGCAAAGGAAAAGCUCCUGUUAAAGGACCUGCAGUUGUGAAAGGUGUUAAAAAGGGAAAACAUGCUCCGAUGGAUGAAAGCGAAAUCGAAGAGGAAGAAGCCAAACCUAAAGGUCGAGGUCGAGGAAAAUCACCUGCUGCAAGAGGUAAAGGGGGUCGUGGAGGCGGAAAAGCAGGCCGAGGCAAGAAGGCAGUAGAAAGUUCUGAAGAUGAAAUGUCCGAGGAAGAAGUUAAACCAAAGGGUAGGGGAAGAGGCCGAGGUAAAAGAUCAGCCGAUGAAGCGUUUGGGGCUAAGGCAGUUGGUAGAGGAGGCAAGAAAAAGAAGUGAUCAAAAUGUUGGUUUGGUGACCACACUGUGCCUGAUUAAGAAUAUUGUCAUACGGACAAGAUUGUUAAGUUGUUUAAAUUUUGACAUGAAAAUUGAAAAGCAGAACAAAAUGUUUGCCUCAACCGUAAUUCUGUUGCGAAUUAUGGUAAAUCUAUUAUGUAGAACUUAAUGCAUAGUCAACCCUUUCAAAGGGAUUUUGAAAUGGACUUAAACAUUAAUAUUUAUUUUGUCUUUAGCUAACUAAUUGUUUUGUAUUUUCAUUUAAUUGCGUCAUAAAUACUAAAAUAGA
Ruditapes philippinarum (Manila clam) is the source of this 2464-nucleotide messenger RNA. RefSeq lists its product as uncharacterized. Lineage: Eukaryota; Metazoa; Mollusca; Bivalvia; Venerida; Veneridae. The record is from RefSeq and is a predicted model, not a curated record. The coding region runs from base 145 to 2175 and encodes 676 amino acids. The transcript is spliced from 8 exons.